This is a messenger RNA of Hypomesus transpacificus, 3203 nucleotides long. RefSeq names its product programmed cell death 4a (gene pdcd4a). The record is from RefSeq and is a predicted model, not a curated record. Lineage: Eukaryota; Metazoa; Chordata; Actinopteri; Osmeriformes; Osmeridae. The transcript is spliced from 12 exons. Gene Ontology annotation, biological process: negative regulation of DNA-templated transcription. Gene Ontology annotation, cellular component: cytosol; nucleus. The coding region runs from base 321 to 1733 and encodes 470 amino acids.
GACGUUGUAAAGUUAAAAACAGACUUUGUUUAUCUUGGAUGCUCCUGACAUGUACUCGAACUAGUUCUGCAUUCGCCCAUAGUUUUUUCUUCGUGAUCUUUUUAGAUUAAUUCUGAGAAGAGUGUACUAUCUAUCUUUGAAGCUUAACAGACAUCCUGGUGUUUGUUCUAUAUUUGCAGCUACAUUUAAUUUACCAUUUUAUUCGAAAUCGACGUUGGCUUUAUCAAGCGCGAGCAAGCUAUCAAACACGAUUGAGAGCAAGCAACUAGGUGAGGAUAGCAAACGUUAACGAACGGUAAACGGGCAAUUCAAAGAGCGCCAUGGCGACCGAAGUGGAGACAUGGGCCACCGCUCAACAGCACGACGGAGUGUUCGCCUUUGACAGCGACCUGGGAGGGACUGACCAUUUCUAUGGCGAUGAGGACGAGGGCCUGAUCGAGGCGGAGGUGAACGGCAACUGGACCCCGCAGGAGAAGGCGUUGCACAAGGCGCGUCUUGAGGCCAAAGCCAAGAGGCGUCUGCGCAAGUCCUCGUCACGCAACUCCACCAGCGACUCGCUCUCCGAGUCCCUGUCCGGGGAGCUGGCUGGGGGCGACCCACACAGCCCCAAGGGCAAGGUCAAUGCCAACGACCGCAAGUCGCGGGCAGGCAAAGGCAGAGGCCUGCCCAAGAAAGGUGGUGCGGGUGGUAAAGGGGUGUGGGGAGCGGCAGGAAUGGUCUACGAAGACGAGGAGCCGGACGCGAGGGACCCCAACUACGACGAGUCCAAACAGGGAGACACGGUGUAUGCAAAAGUGGUACCAGUACUGGACGAGAAGGAGCUGGAGAAGACCGUCAACCCAAUCGUCCAGGAGUACUUUGAACACGGAGACACAAAAGAGGUCCAGAUGCUGCUGAAAGGACUGAACCUGGGCCACAACAAGUAUGAGUUCUCUUCCCUGGCCCUGUCCCUGUCUCUGGAGGGCAAGGCCAGCCACCGGGAGCUCACCUCCAGGCUGCUGUCCGACCUGGCGGGUAAAGUGCUGUCCCAGGGGGACAUGGCCCGGGCCUUCGACAAGACGCUCCGCGAACUACCGGACCUCAUCCUGGACACCCCUGAGGCCCCACAGAUGCUGGGUCAGUUUAUCGCCAGAGCCAUAGCAGACCACGCCCUCCCCAUGGCCUUCCUGGACCGCUACAAGGGAAAGGUGGACUGUGACUAUGCCAGGGCAGCGCUCGACCGUGCGGCCGUGCUCCUCUCCAUGAAGAGGGAGAUGGUGCGGCUCGACAACGUGUGGGGUGUGGGCGGAGGCCUCAGACCUGUCAAACACCUCGUCAAAGAGAUGAACCUGCUGUUGAAGGAAUACCUGGUGUCAGGGGAAGUGUCUGAGGCAGAGCACUGUCUGAGAGACCUGGAAGUUCCUCACUUCCACCACGAACUGGUCUAUGAGGCAGUGGUCAUGGUGCUGGAGUCCAAAGGGGACAAAGCCAUUCAGAUGAUGGUGAAGCUGCUCCAGUCCUUCUGGAAGUCUGGACUUAUUACUCUGGACCAGAUGAACCGGGGUUUCCAGCGCGUGUAUGAUGAGCUUCCAGAGAUCAACCUGGACGUCCCCCAUGCCCAUGGCAUCAUGGAGGCUCUGGUGGACCUGAGCUACCAGGAAUCAGUCAUCACUAAACAGCUAAGAGACGCAUGUCCCUCCAGGGGGCGCAAGCGGUUUGUGAGCGAGGGAGACGGUGGACUGAUCAAGCAGUAGUGUGGAGGAGGAGGGGAGGCUACGGUGUGUCCAUCACCCUCCCCUCUGCAGCCCUCCCCUCUGCCCCACGCAGCAACCCUGAGGCUGGUCUGCCUGGCAGGCUGACUCCCCUGCUCUACCCCCAACCCUCCGUCAUCAACACCUACACACACACUCACACAGCACCUCACACAGCACCACACACACCGACGUUGACAUCGGGUGGAGGAGGAUCGAAGUGAGAGGCACUGGCGUUCACCUACUCUAUUUUCUUUUUUGUAUUAGGUCUUUUCUGUGAGAACGUUGUCUAUUUCUGGGAUUGCCAUGCGUUCUCCUGCCUCAUUCUUCAGUUUGCCCCAUGAUGUCUGGAUUGGUCCUCCUGGUCAAGGUGUCUGAAGAAUGGGGGAAGGGGGUGGGGGGAUUUAACGAUUAACAUGGAGUUUAGGUCAAUUGGAGUCUGUUGAGGCGCAUGUCUGGUGAUGGGCAUGAGGGGUUAUGUGGUUUCAGUUGCUUUGCCAAACUGGUGUUUCGGUAAUUACAUUUUGCUUUGCAUCUACAUUGCUCAAAAUAAGCAACAUGCAAAACACUUGGAGGUCACAGCCUGCAACUUUCCAACAAGCGCUUAGUUAUCGAAUGCUCUUUGGGAACGCUAUGGACCUCAGCUUUCUUUUCUUUUUUUUUGACCAAAGCUUUAUUUGUAAGACAGUUCUCAGAAGUGUUCAAAUUGAUUCAACCAAUUAUUCCUGUUCUGUAUUUCUUUGUCAGCCCAAUGUCCUGGCUUAUUUUGGUUAGACAGGGCAUAGUUCACUGUUCAGAGCAAAGCUGUGGUCAAAACAAAAGCCUGUUUGUACCUCGUUGGUUAUCCAAGGGCCCACCUUCUGUGGACAGGCUUGGGAGAUCAACGUAGGGUAUCUCAAACACUCAGGAUGGACAAGGCCUUAUGCAUACUUUUCUGGAGGAUUUAGAUGCCCCAAACUGGAGUACUUAUCAGGUUUUUGUUGUAUUUGUGCUAGAUUCUGUGACCCACUCCCACAGUGGAAUGUAUACCCCUAUAUCAUAGAGAUUUCUUCUUUGUGCCCAGACUAAACCAAACCAGGUGCUGGACUAGAGAAAUAUGAAUGAAGGUUUUCAAUUUUGUGUGGUCUCGAGUCCAGGACUUAAUGUGGUCAAAUCUGGCUCUGGUCUUUUCACUGACCCUGGUGUCUUGGGCUGAGGGUAUGCUCUUUAGUGUUUGAACCUUUUCUAAAUGCUGUUCCUUCCAUCCCUUUGUGCAUGGUUGUAAGCAUGUGCAUCCUAUGAAUCCUUUGAAUGUCAGAUCAGGGAGUUAACCUAGGGGGGAAAGGAUGUAAGGAUACAUUUUGAGAUGGUUCACACUAGAGCCAGAGUUCCGUUUGUCUGACCAAUGGGUAACCUUCAGAAUCACAAUGUGAGGAAUAUGGAAAUGGAUUUUACAUCUUUUCAUUGAAUAAAAAACAAGCUAGCAUCAAAAAA